This is a messenger RNA of Python bivittatus (Burmese python), 794 nucleotides long. The record is from RefSeq and is a predicted model, not a curated record. NCBI's taxonomy places the organism in Eukaryota, Metazoa, Chordata, Lepidosauria, Squamata, Pythonidae.
UCCCCCCCCCCCAUUUUGCAGAUGACCACAAGCCUGGCACAUGUCCCACCCCAGUUCAGAACGGCGACACGAUGUGCGGCCACUUCUGCCUCACUGAUUUCAGCUGCCCGGGCAAUGAGCGCUGCUGCGCAACUCCCUGCGGGCAGCAAUGCGAGCUCCCGCAAGAAGAUGUCAGAGGAUAUUGCCCAUCGCUGAUUCUCCCGCCCAGCAAUGGCACCACCUGCAUGGCAAAGUGCACCAGUGACAUGGACUGCAACCAUGGCGGUCACAUUCCCUGGAAGAAGUGCUGCUCCUCUAGGGCUGGGAAGCUGUGCCUGGAGGCUGCCGAAGAACACCCCGGCAUCUGUCCCCGGAGGCAAGCGGUGCAGACCUUUGCUCCCUGCAUCAACACCUGCGGCGAUGACCGGGACUGCCCCCUCACCGAGAAGUGCUGCUUCACCGGCUGCGGCCGAGGCUGCCUGCCCUCAGUCCGCAGCGUCCGGUGUCAGUUGCCUCGGGACCAGGGGAACUGCUCGCAGCAUUUGGAGCGCUUCUACUACAGCCCGUCCGAGGAGGAGUGCGUCCCCUUUGUCUACCGCGGCUGCGGGGGCAACCGCAACAACUUUGAGACCAGGAAGCAGUGUGAAAAGGCCUGUGGGGAAAUCAGUCCAGGUACGGAGGAUCAGUUUUGCAUUGGUGACCCUGGUCUGGUCAGGCCGGACAGCCACCGACGCCUCGCCUCGCUCCCCCCUGCCCCAGCACACCCUCCCCCCCGCCCCGGACCUUGGAGACCUUGGAGACGAGAAGGGGACAGA